GUAUCGACUCCUACAAGGAGAAGAGUGAGAGCUGCCAGAAACGACUGGCCGAGCAGAGCCGAAUCAUCGACGAGUUCACGGCCUACAUCCAGAAGAUCAUCAGGUAGGACGGUGUUACCGGACAUGGACUGGGGGGGGGGGCGACUGACGAUACUGUGGUGGCGGUAGUGUGGCUUGCGUUGGUGGGGCUGGGAUUGGUGUGGUUGGUAUUGGUGUGGUUGGUGUUGGUGUGGGUGGCAUUGGUGUGGCUGUCAUUAGUGUGUGUGUUUAUUGGCAAUGGUGUCUUGCAUAUCAUGGAAUGGCAAUAUUUUCUAUUUGGAAUUCAUCUUGUUUGGGAAUGUGUGUUACACUGGCAGUGGCGUAGCCAGGGUUAGUGUCCAGGGUUGGGUCAAGAUUUUUCGUCGCCACUUCCAUGAAAAAAUAACCGCAAUGGAUCGAAUAAAGAGAAAAAUUCGUAGGAGGCCGGGGGGGGGCGCCCCUCCUCCUCACCCCUUCCUACGCCACUGUAUACAUGAGUUGCGACCAGCAUUCAUUCUAACUAGGUUGAUGGGUAAGCGUUAAGCCCCAUCGUAUGAAACUGGUGAGUUGACACUUGCAGGAGAAGUUUACAAUGUACUUGAUGAACAUUAAACGUUGACAAAAAAUGGUCUAAAAAUGAAAUGGUCUAAAAAUGAAAUGGUCUAAAAAUGAAAUGGUCUAAAAAUGAAAUGGUCUAAAAAUGAAAUGGUCUAGAAAUGAAAUGGUCUAAAAAUGAAAUGGUCUAAAAAUGAAAUGGUCUAAAAAAAUGAAAUGGUCUAAAAAUGAAAUGGUCUAAAAAUGAAAUGGUCUAAAAAUGAAAAGGUUUAAAAUGAAAUGACCUGAAAAUGAAAUGGUUUAAAAAUGAAAAGGUUUAAAAUGAAAUGAUUUUAAAUUGAAAUGGUUUAAAAAUGAAAAGGUUUAAAAUGAAAUGAUCUGAAAAUGAAAUGGUUUAAAAAUGAAAAGGUUUAAAAUGAAAUGAUUUUAAAAUGAAAUGGUUUAAAAAUGAAAAGGUUUAAAAUGAAAUGAUCUGAAAAUGAAAUGGUUUAAAAAUGAAAAGGUUUAAAAUGAAAUGAUCUAAAAAUGAAAUGGUCUAGAAAUGAAAUGGUCUAAAAAUGAAAAGGUUUCAAAUGAAAUGAUCUAAAAAUGAAAAGGUUUAAAAUGAAAUUAUCUAAAAAUGAAAUGGUCUUACAUGAAAUGGUCUAAAAUGAAAUGGUCCAAAAUGAAAUGGUCUAAACAUGAAAUGGUCCAAACAUGAGAUGGUCUAAAUGAAAUGGUCUAAAAAUCAAUUAAUGGAAACAAAACACUUGAAUAAGUCAUCUGGGUGAGUUGGUAAUAAAAGAUAAACUCAAGAUAAUUUCAAUAUUGUGGAGAAUGUAUAAAGCUGGAGUUCAUAGCACUCAACCGUGCCCGCACACCCUGGGUUUGCGAUAGGCAAUGCAGGGAAGUACGAUGACCCUCAGAAAACAAAUUUGUAUUUAAAGGUGUUUUUUUUUUUUAAUCGAGUGAGGCGUGACGGUGUAAAAAAAAAGUUUGAGAACCCCUGGUAUACAGGAAAUUUGGCGUGUUCGAACACCCCCCCCCCCACGACAUUGAAGGUGAGACUUUGAGAGCCUUGCUUUCAUACAAUGUCCUGUGAUAUUUGACAUACUUGCGUCCCAGCGUGUGGCGGGUGAUUAUCUUCACCAUUCCCAGGCAUGACCUUUGACCUUAGUGAGCAAAACGUCAACUGUCCACAACUCAUCGAUCCAGUCCAAAGUGAUAUUUUAUGUUCUAGGUCUGUUCCAUAUAUUGCCACAUCUCUUUCAGAGAGCAUAGAGUUGUAUAUGAGUUAAAGCGGGAAGAUCUUGUUAUGCAACCUGGGUGGCAAUGUAGCAUCCGAUGAAGCUUUGAAUACAGCAUGUGGCAAUAUUGCAUUUGAUGAACCUUGGUAUACAGCAUUUGACAAUGUGGCAUAUGAUGAACAUUGGAAUACAACAUGAAAUCUCUACUAUCUGAAUUACAAUGUAUUCCAAAAUCAUGCGUGAAUUCACAUUUCCUACCUGACGCCCUUACCAAGGGCCGUGCAAACGGUGGUUAGGACGAAAGGAACAAAUUCUGUUGAAUUUUCCAUGCAAAAUUUGUGUUUUAAAUCUACACUUUUCCGGGAAGAAGGCGCCGAAAUUCAGACUUUGUCAUAGGCGCAGCUUUUCCUUGCCACGCCCCCCCCCCCCAAUUUCCAAACACUCCGUUAUAUAUUCUGGCCGCUGCCCUAUUUUGGGGGGGGGGGGGGGAAGGGGGGGAAAGGGGGGGGCAAUUAUAGCUGUUCUUCUGAAUGAACCAGCUCUUAAUUAAAAACAGACAAAUCUUGAGAAAAUCUGGGGGGAAAUCUGGAAGCUGUGUUAAACGUUUUUAAUUUUUAUUAAUGCUUAGGUUCCCUUAAGCCCACCCCUCCCCAACUUCCACCCCAACGCCUAUCAGCGGCCAGCGGUGAACUCUAUUUAACCCGACAUCCAAAUAUGAGUCAGUGCCCCUUCAACAGAAAUGGCUUCCCUGAGAAAGAAUUUCCAAUCGUAGUGUUGAUGACAUCAACCCUACCAUUAGCUCACUCCAUUAAAACCAUCUUCUCAAAACACAUACAUGUAGAGUUUAAUGUGAAACUUACAUUCUUACGAUAUCAGCCAGAUCAAACUAGAUCGUGUGGCCCUCGGCGACUUCCUGGAGAAAGAUGGUAGCAUUAAGGACCGGAACCUGCUGGGCGUCAUGACCGCCGUGGAAAAGGAGAUUGGUGAUCAGAUGAAGGACUACUACAUGGUCGAGUUAUCUGUAAGUCUUACUACGACAUGGUCGAGUUGUCUGAAAGUCUAAUUACUACAUGGUCGAGUUAUCUGUAAGUCUAAUUACUACAUGGUCGAGUUGUCUGAAAGUCUAAUUACUACAUGGUCGAGUUAUCUGUAAGUCUUACUACGACAUGGUCGAGUUGUCUGAAAGUCUAAUUACUACAUGGUCGAGUUAUCUGUAAGUCUAAUUACUACAUGGUCGAGUUACCUGUAAGUCUAUUACUACAUGGUCGAGUUAUCUGUAAGUCUAACUACUACAUGGUCGAGUUAUCUGUAAGUCUAAUUACUACAUGGUCUAGUUAUCUGUAAGUCUAACUACUACGUGGUCGAGUUAUAAGUAAGUAUAAUUACUACAUGGUCAAGUUAUCUGCAAGUCUAAUUACUGCAUUGUCGAGUAGUUAUUAAAAGACAAUAGUGAAACCAAUAGUGGGAUGUGUGUUUGUGAAAGCAAAAGGAGGAUGUGUGCUUGUGAAAGCAAUAUUAGGAUGUGUGCUUGUGAAAGCAAUAGUAGGAUGUGUGCUUGUGAAAGCAAUAUUAGGAUGUGUGCUUGUGAAAGCAAUAGUAGGAUGUGUGCUUGUGAAAGCAAUAGUAGGAUGUGUGAUUGUGAAAGCAAUAGUAGGAUGUGUGCUUGUGAAAGCAAUAUUAGGAUGUGUGCUUGUGAAGCAAUAGUAGGAUGUGUGCUUGUGAAAGCAAUAGUAGGAUGUGUGCUUGUGAAAGCAAUAUUAGGAUGUGUGCUUGUGAAAGCAAUAGUAGUAUGUGUGCUUGUGAAAGCAAUAGUAGGAUGUGUGCUUGUGAAAGCAAUAGUAGGAUGUGUGCUUGUGAAAGCAAUAGUAGGAUGUGUGCUUUUGAAAGCAACAGUAGGAUGUGUGCUUGCUUGUACUCUGUAGCACACACUCUCCACACAACAUCGUACCUGACCUCCUGUGUUUGCUUUUAAUUCUGUCCUCCUCACCCAAUUCGUUGUACAUUACAUUGUAUGUUGUUUUGUUUGGUCUUAAUUGAAACCCCACCACUUGCCUAUACAUGUCAUGUAGGUCAGUUGAUGUCAAGUCCAGGCUGAAACCUUCCAGUUGUUUUUGAAACGUUGCCUUUAGCGCAUGUGUGUGUGUGUUUAGACCACAAAUCAAUCUUCGACGAGCUGGUUGUCACGUGAGCUGGUUGUCACGUGAGCUGGUUGUCACGUGAGCUGGUUGUUAUGUGUGGUUUGUUUCUGAAAGAAUACACCAUAAAAUUAGGUCAAAAUGCUCUUUAAAAGGUAGAGCCAAAUAAUUGUAAUCUCUAUAUUUUUUAUUAAAAGAAGAAAAAAAAGAGAAUAAGAUAUUAUUAGGUGAAGUCAUUGGGCAUCACCAACGAGCAAGGCCAUGCCUAAAUGUGGACCGGGAGGGGGGGGGGGCGAAGAAGCCACCCGCCCCAGGCGCACGUCUUCAAGUGUUAUAAUAUAUUAAAUACAAGGGGAAGAGAGCGCCUAAAUCCAGACUUGGCCCCGGGUGCAGCUUUUGUUUGAUAUGGCUUUUCCAAAGAAUUAGUGGCGCGAUUCAAGUUAAGAACCCAUGUUUUUAAACAAAUGUAGAUUUUGAUUUGUUUGAAAGGCUGUCUUGUAUGCCAUGAAAGGCUGUCUUGUAUGCCAUGAAAGGCUGUCUUGUAUGCCAUGAAAGGCUGUCUUGUAUGCCAGGAAAGGGUGUCUUGUAUGCCAGGAUCGGCUGUCUUGUAUGCCAGGAAAGGCUUCUUGUAUGCCAUGAAAGGCUGUCUUGUAUGCCAUGAAAGCCUGUCUUGUAUGCUAUCGUGGAAAGCCUGUCUUGUAUGCCAUCGUGGAAAGCCUGUCUUGUAUGCCAUCGUUGACAUGCUGUCUUGUAUGCCAUCUUUGAAAGGCUGUCUUGUAUGCCAUCGUUGAAAGGCUGUCUUGUUUGCGAUUGAUAACAUUUCCCUUGACACUGCUUGAACUCAUUCUCCACAUUAUUUUCCAUGUAAAUAUAACAUACUUUCAUCGUACUCUCAUCACACUUUCAGCACACUUUCAUGAUAUUUUAAUAUAUAUAUUCCCCCCUCCCCCCACUUUUUAUCCAGGCAAGGGCGGUAAUUCGUGGUAAAACAGACGCCACACCGGAAGAGAAGAUGAUAACUCGCAUUCCUUCCUUCCGUAUCGGUCCACACACAGCCCCAAGGAUCAUACCUUCGAAUCUCGUGUAAGUGCUUACAUUGUAUUCGUACGCCGGUCGAUAAUCGAUCGUGACCAUUUCAACCGUCAGAUUGGUGCUGUGGCUGAGCCUGUCUGUGGGUGCGCAGAUGGCUGAGGAGCACGCAGUGCUUCUUGUGCAGAAGGUGCAUGGGAUGGACGGGACAACGCUUUGUAUUUUGUGCUCUGCAGCAGUUGUGCUGUUUGCCCCGUGUUUCAUGGAUCCUUUGUGUAAGGAGGAACGCCGCGGUCCUCGAUCCUUUGCGGACAGUUCGCACGUGUCCAGAUUAAAUUGAAACGCUUUCAGAGAUGCUUUCAGUGUGUCUUUAAAAGUUUUUUCUGCACCCCCCCCCAAGCAAACGGCUUGUCACGCUUGACUUCGCCACAAAAUAUUAUUUUGGGCAAGUGGUCUUUUGACAUUCUCACAAAAUGUCUUACCCAGCCAAACCGUGGCUGCAUCAAUAAGGUGUUUAUGCUGGGGGAGACUGUCUUAUGCGACAAGUCCUGCCAGACCUGCUUGUGCGAGUAGUUCGGUGACUGGGACCUUGUCCUGCCAGACCUGCUUGUGCGAGUAGUUCGGUGACUGGGACCUAGUCCUGUCAGACCUGCUUGUGCGAGUAGUUCGGUGACUGGGAACUUGUCCUGUCAGACCUGCGUGUGGGAGUAGUUCGGUGACUGGGAACUUGUCAUGCCAGACCUGCUUGUGUGAGUACCUCGGUUCAGACCUGCUUGUGCGAGUAGUUCGGUGACUGGGACCUAGUCCUGUCAGACCUGCUUGUGCGAGUAGUUCGGUGACUGGGAACUUGUCCUGUCAGACCUGCGUGUGCGAGUAGUUCGGUGACUGGGAACUUGUCCUGCCAGACCUGCUUGUGUGAGUACCUCGGUGACUGGGAACUUGUCCUGCCAGACCUGCUUGUGUGAGUACCUCGGUGACUCGGGCCUUGUCCUGCCAUUUUAUGAUGAGGAUUUUUCUCCUGCUCGUAGUGCUCUUUCACUUGCAUAUAGUCAGAUGCGUAUCGAGGGGGGGGGGCAGGGGGGACAGAUGUCCACGGGCGCAAGCGAGUUAGGGGCGCCAAAAUGUGCUUUGAUAUUAUUUUAUUGAUGAAAAUAAUGGGUUUGAGAGUUGAAAAAAAGAAAAGGGAGGAUUUAAAAUGGAGCUUGUCCCCGGGCGCGAAUCUUGUCCCCGUGCUCCAAACACCCUCGCUACGCCUCUGCAUAUAGUAGCCACCUUGUAAAAUUGAAGUAUCUAUCUCACUUAAAUGCCUUCAUUGUAGCACCAAUCUCACUUACAUGUUAACAUGUUAAAUUGACUUAACAGUUGUUUUAUUCGUGAAGACAUUCAGUCGAAACCAACAGUGUAUGUUUUGUUCUAUGUCUAAAACUUUCUUAUAUCCCUUUCUUAAUAUUUUCUUUUCAAACAGACGAACGCCCUAUACACAUGUAUUGUUAGGUUAUUGGCCUAAUUUUAUAUCAUCUAUAAAAAUAUCUCAUCCCAUCUAUACAAAUAUGUUAUCCCAUUGGUGUGUUCUAAAGUUCUAAAGCCCCAGGCACACGUUAUCUUGUUGCAGCAAAGAGAAAGAAGACGUGGAUGAGGUGAAGAACGUUGGCCUGCUGAGCCACGAGGAGGCCAGGGACAUUGUGGUCAAGACUCUGCUGGACAAGAAACGGGGCAGCUCGAAACACGUCGGGGCAGACAAAGGCACCCCGGAUAUGCCCUGGAUGCACAAGUAGGGGCACCGAGCACGGCACGUCCCGCCUAAAACAACCUUCUGUAGUAUGCGUUGUGGGAAUAAUAGGGAUUGUACAGUUUUGUUGUGUGGCGCAUACACUGUCACGGCAGUCUUGUAAAUGUCUGUGCUGAUGGUGAAGGCAGACAUGUGGCAAUAACGUCAGCAUUAACAAAAGAAGUCGCCGUCGAGAGAUUCACCGAGCAAACAAAAAUGAAUGAAUUUUGAUGUUUAAAUUCGAAGAUACCAAGAUAGGUGGAUAAGAUAACAUUGUUCCAUGCCCCCAUGUGUUUAUUUAUAAAACCAUUCAAUGCGCCAUCUUUUGUGUCCUCGCUUGUCAUGUACAUGUAUGAAUAAGGAAUAGAAUUGUGUCUAUCGGGAAAUGGUUGACUAUAGAUGGAGUGGUUGUCUAGAGAUGGAAUGGUUGUCUAGAGAUGGAAUGGUUGUCUAGAGAUGGAAUAGUUGUCUAGAGAUGAAGUGGUUCUCUAGAGAAGGAAGGGUUGUCUAGAGAUGGAAUGGUUGUCUAGAGAUGGAAUGGUUGUAUAGAGAUGGAAUGGUUGACUGAAAAUGGAAUGGUUGUUUAGAGAUGAAAUGGUUAUCUAGAGAUGGAAUGGUUAUCUCAAAAUGGAAUGGUUGUCUACAGAUGUUGUCAUGCCAUAAAUGAUUUGUUUAAUCGGCUUUUAAGCUAAUAUAGUAAUUAAUUGUUGGUACUUUUAAGCUAAUAUAUUAAUUAAUUGUUGGUACUUUUAAGCUAAUAUAUUAAUGAAUUGUUGGUACUUUUAAGCUAAUAUAUUAAUGAAUUGUUGGUACUUUUAAGCUAGAGCUCCACUAAACUUUGAUAACUUUAAAAUGUACAUGUAUAUUAUAAUAUAUAUCUUUUGAUAGCACUAUGCUCCCAGUCAGCGGUGCUCAAUUUGUGGGUCUAGUCGGGCCGCAUGCAAUCUCUCUUAAAGGGAAACAAGAAGUUCCAUAUUCCAUAAUUCUGGUAGGAAUAAUCAAUGAAUCC
Molecule: messenger RNA, 7740 nt
Organism: Lymnaea stagnalis (great pond snail)
Lineage: Eukaryota; Metazoa; Mollusca; Gastropoda; Lymnaeidae
Source: the annotation of a GenBank genome assembly